AUGACCAAUUGGAAAGCCGACAAGGACACUGCCCUGCGUAAACCGGCAAAGAAGAAGCGGUCUCAGAAACAGGAGAUGAGAGAUCGAUUGACUAAAGACAUGUCAAGGAAAUGGCCUACGACCAAGCUUGGUGCCGCCGGUUUCCGCAACCCAGCCAUGUGGUGCUACCGCAAUUCAAUUCUGCAAGCAAUGAUGCAUCUACCAAUCUUCAUCAACUGGAUCAAAACGCACCAAGCUGGCAGAGGCUCGUGUGCGGAUACCGCGAAGGCCGGAAGAAAACCAAGCCCCCGAAAUAGCAGGCCCAGAAGAAGGUGCAUCGCGUGCGCCUUCAAACGUCUCAGCGAGGUGUACUGGGAAGAACCGAGAAACACCACGAAUAUUGAGAACGAGCUUAAAGCUUUCAACCGAGUAGCCAACGAUGCUGGAUGGCAAUACAAGAGCGAGAACGAGGAAGCAGACACUCACGACUUCAUCACCGAGCUAGUAAACCACCUCGCCGGCGGCCUUGGAGGCCCACCACAGAUGCCCGUCGAUAUGAUCAACGCCCUCUUCAAAGUCGAAAUACAGACACGCCGCAAAUGCAAGCGGAAGGGCUGUGGCCACAUUCACACUAAACAGCACACUGACCACGAGUUCGGCCUCUCGAUUGGCAUCACCGACCCCGCCAAGAACCUCAACAUCAGCAAGUACCUCGACCGCUACUUCCAGACCCGCACCGACGACGACGCCAAAUGCGACAAAUGCCACUCCAAGUCAAGCAUGCCGCGCAUCAUGACCAUCGAAGCCGCGCCCGAGGUGCUGUUAGUGCAGUUCAAGCGCUUCCAGACCGAGAUGGUGAUGCGCAGAGGGCGGGUUGUUGACACCGUCAUCAGGAAGCUAGAGUCCGAUGUCCGCUUCGACGUGUGGCUGGACCUCAGCAAAUACCAAACCGACCCCGACCACCGCGAAGCCGGCAGCUUGCGCUAUAAGCUGUCGAGCGUCGUGUACCAUGAGGGCACCAAGGACGGGGGGCACUACGUGGCCAGGGUCACGGGGCCGCUGGGGGUGCGGUAUGUCAACGACAAUUCGGUCGAGAGGGCGACACUGUCGUCGUUGAUCCAGCCCCGUGACCGCGGUUUCACACCGUACGUGCUUGUGUAUACGAAGUGUUAG
This is a messenger RNA of Coniosporium apollinis CBS 100218, 1152 nucleotides long. RefSeq lists its product as uncharacterized. Gene Ontology annotation, cellular component: cytosol; nucleus. The transcript is spliced from 2 exons. Gene Ontology annotation, biological process: protein deubiquitination. Lineage: Eukaryota; Fungi; Ascomycota; Dothideomycetes. The record is from RefSeq and is a predicted model, not a curated record. Gene Ontology annotation, molecular function: cysteine-type deubiquitinase activity; cysteine-type endopeptidase activity. The coding region runs from base 1 to 1152 and encodes 383 amino acids.